CGGUUCGACUGUAAACAAAAUGCAGACAGUUUUUUGCUCUGUAAUUGUAUGUCACGCACCAUCUUGUUCGUACAUCGUUAAUCUAAGAUUCGUACCAAUUAAAUGCUUCUUAGCACUACUCAGUUGUAAAGCUUUUCCUUGUACGAUACGAACUAAUAAUUUUAUUGUGUCAAGAACAAAGUCAUGAAUCAGAGAUGCGAUUGUGAGUUAGCUUUCUUAUCUCCAUUUGAACACUAUCGAUGGACGAGUGGUUUCCAAAAAAACUUUAACAGCACAGUGAUUUAAUUUCAAAUAGUUUGUAUUCAUUUGUAUAAAAUUUCAGUUUGUGUUGUUAAUGAAGUGUAGUGAAACGGUUAUUGUUUAGGUAGUUACAUAAUUUUUGUAACUUUUUUAUUACCAAUCAUGGUAAAAUAUUGGACUUGAACGUGUAAGAGUACAAUACCAUUAAAAUUAGAGUUUGAAUCAAAAAUUAUGGAAGUAAAAUCGAUAGUGUUUUUCCUAUUUUUGUCGAAGAUUUUAAGAAUUCUCGGCAGAGAUCUGAGCGAAGUGGACAGGAAUUCUAGAGCAGCUUUUGUUCAAAAACUUUUGAACAGGAACAGGGCGGCGGAAGGCCGGGUGAAGUUGGUCGGAGGGCCGACUAGAUUUGAAGGCAACGUGCUAAUUCAGCACGCGGGCCGGUGGGGAGCCGUGUGCGACGACUCGUGGGACGACGCCGCGGCCGCCGUCGUGUGCGCCGCGCUCAACCGCACCGGCCAAGCCACGCGCGGAGCGCAGUAUGGGGAAACUACAGAGCAUUACUGGAUGGAUGAUGUGGUGUGCGAAGGAAAUGAACUUACUCUCUCUCAAUGCAAGUUUUCUGGUUGGGGUUCAUCAGACUGUGACCCUUCGGAAGCAGCGGGAGUUAUUUGUCGAAAAGAAACUGAUCCAACUGAGGGUAGACCAAAGAGUAAAGAGCUGGGACAACCUAUUCAUGAAGUGCUAGAUAUUGGAAGCGCCAGUUUGAGAUUGGUUGGCGGUGCUAGUGCUAACGAAGGCAGAGUGGAGCUAUACCACCGCGGAGUCUGGGGCAGCGUAUGCCCUGACGGCUGGACUCUCUACGAGGCUAUAGCAGUGUGCCACCACCUCGGGCUGGGGUUCGCUCAGCAGGCCCUACAGACUGAUGCCUUCGGGCACUCCAGGAUAGUCCUCAGUGGAGUGCAGUGUGAGGGCAAUGAGACCAACCUGUUCCAGUGCCGGCAUAGGGCGUAUGGGAAUGUUGUCUGCCCUGGUGACAUUGGUCACGUAGCAGCAGUAGUAUGCACCCAGGUGCUGUCAGACUUAUUCCUGGACGUGAGGACAAUCGAGCGCACCGCCCACCUGCAGGACGCCCCGAUGUACCAGCUGCAAUGUGCCAUGGAAGAGAACUGCCUGACUAAGACGGCCUAUGAGAUACAAAGGACCAAUCCCUCCUGGCAGUACGAGACGCGUCGCCUGGUCCGCUUCACCGCCUCAUCUCUCAACAUCGGCAACGAGGACUUCAGGCCGUACCUGCCCAAGCAUCUGUGGCAGUGGCAUUUAUGUCAUAUGCACUACCACAGCAUGGAAGUGUUUGCUACAUUCGAUGUGCUGAACUCCUCGGGGGUGAGGGUGGCGGAGGGACACAAAGCCUCCUUCUGUUUGGAGGACAACACGUGCCUGCCCGGCGUGGAGAAGAAAUAUUCCUGCAAGAAUUAUGGGGAUCAAGGUAUUUCAGUGAAUUGCUCGGAUGUCUAUCAAUACAACAUUGAUUGUCAAUGGGUAGAUGUUACUGAUGUUGUACCUGGAGACUACACGUUUAAAGUAGCAGUGAACCCGCACGCGCGCAUCCCGGAGCAGUCGUUCCACAACAACGCGGCGACGUGUCGCCUGCUGCUCAGCGACACGUACGCCGCCGUGCACAGCUGCGUGCUGCAGCGGCCUUAAUGGGAAUAAGGACUAGUUUCACCAUGCUGUGUUAGAUCAUUAACACCACUGUUACAUCAUAAUAAGGGAUUAGGUGUUGACUUUCGACACGUCUUCUGUCAAGAAUUCAAUUAGUAUAUACAUUUUAUUUUAGAUGACACUUAAAAAUACUGUAACAGGGUGUUAAUGAUCUAACAGACUAUGGUGAAACUAGGCAUAAGGGUGCCAAUUGGUGGCCGACGACACAGUAUGAUGUUGAUGAAUAGUCUGAUUCAAUCACAUCAGAAUACUUAACUAUUUAUCUUUAUUUGUUUUUGAUAAUUAUUUAUACAGUAGUUACAAAAAAAUAUGUCAUUGUUCAUGCAGCCGUAACAAUAAACAUAAGUAACACUUCAUUUUAUUUGUCAUUUGUUCGGAUCUUAUUACCUACCUAGUACCUACUUAUAUUGACAAAUCCAUCAAUAAGUAAGUAGGUAUACUUAAUUCAAACAACAGUCGCUUCCAUACCACGUUAGCUGCAUGUCUUUAUCGCUCUCACUUUAUUUUUGUAAUGAAUCGUGAAAUACCUUUAGUUGUGAAUUCCUCAUUCUGAGCUUCCCCCGUUUCCUUAUCGGCGGCGCCGCAAACAUAUUCCGGUCAGAUUUACGAUGCCACCUACGAUGUGCUACGCUUACGACUCGGAAAAUGUCAUCUUGAUCAUUUUUUUACCGACUUCGAAAAAAGUAGGACGUUCUUA
Molecule: messenger RNA, 2656 nt
Organism: Plutella xylostella (diamondback moth)
Lineage: Eukaryota; Metazoa; Arthropoda; Insecta; Lepidoptera; Plutellidae
Gene: Loxl2
Product: Lysyl oxidase-like 2
Biological process (GO): peptidyl-lysine oxidation
Cellular component (GO): membrane
Molecular function (GO): protein-lysine 6-oxidase activity; copper ion binding
Source: RefSeq, a predicted model, not a curated record